Ficedula albicollis (Collared flycatcher) is the source of this 4553-nucleotide messenger RNA. It is a transcript of the gene TNFAIP1, whose product is annotated as TNF alpha induced protein 1. The coding region runs from base 263 to 1207 and encodes 314 amino acids. Gene Ontology annotation, cellular component: Cul3-RING ubiquitin ligase complex. The transcript is spliced from 8 exons. Gene Ontology annotation, biological process: protein ubiquitination; protein homooligomerization; negative regulation of Rho protein signal transduction. Gene Ontology annotation, molecular function: ubiquitin-protein transferase activity; protein binding. The record is from RefSeq and is a predicted model, not a curated record. NCBI's taxonomy places the organism in Eukaryota, Metazoa, Chordata, Aves, Passeriformes, Muscicapidae.
CCUGUCUCCUCACAGGUUCCGUCCGCUCUUCUAAAAAGGAGAUUUUUGAGGGUUUGAAGCAAGGCAGGACAUCCAUGACAAGAGUGGUGGUGACAUCUACGUCUGUGUGUGGAGUGGCUGUGCUGACCCCUGUGCCAUGCUGACCCCAAGGUGAUGCCAGCCCCUGCCCCGCAGCCCUGGCCCGCUGAGGCGUGACGGCGGCACCACGGCGGGGCUGGCCCGGCCCACGCGCUGCAGGGUGGUCAUCUACCUCCAGAAGGACAUGUCUGGGGACACGUGCCUGGGCAGUGCCCUGUGCCCGGCCGCGGGCCACAAGCCCAAGGCCAGCGGGCUCAAGGGGGGCAGCCUGGGGAACAAGUACGUGCGGCUCAACGUCGGCGGCUCGCUGUACUACACCACGGUGCAGGUGCUCACCAGGCACGACACCAUGCUCAAGGCCAUGUUCAGCGGCAGGAUGGAGGUGCUCACCGACAAGGAAGGCUGGAUCCUUAUAGACCGUUGUGGGAAGCACUUUGGAACAAUUCUAAACUAUCUCAGAGAUGACACGAUUGCACUUCCAAAACACAGGCAGGAGAUCAAGGCGUUGAUGGCAGAAGCCAAAUACUAUCUCAUCCAGGGCUUGGUGGACAUGUGCCAAGCAGCCCUGCAGGACAAAAAAGACUUGUAUGAACCUGUCUGCAGCAUCCCUAUUAUCACCUCCCCAAAAGAAGAGGAGAGACUGAUAGAGUCAUCAAUGAAACCUGUUGUUAAACUGCUGUAUAAUAGAAGCAACAAUAAAUAUUCCUAUACCAGUAACUCUGAUGACAACCUGCUGAAGAACAUCGAGCUGUUUGACAAGCUGUCGCUGCGCUUCAACGGCAGAGUGCUGUUCAUCAAGGAUGUGAUCGGGGACGAGAUCUGCUGCUGGUCCUUCUACGGGCAGGGCCGCAAGCUGGCCGAGGUGUGCUGCACCUCCAUCGUCUACGCCACGGAGAAGAAGCAAACCAAGGUUGAGUUCCCCGAGGCCCGCAUUUACGAGGAAACACUGAAUGUGUUGCUGUACGAGACACCCCGAGUCCCGGACAACUCCCUGCUGGAGGCCACGAGCCGCAGCCGCAGCCAGGCCUCGCACAGCGAGGACGACGAGGGCUUCGAGCUGCGCGACCGCGUGCGCCGCAUCCACGUCAAGAGGUACAGCACCUACGACGACCGCCAGCUCGGCCACUAGCCCGGCGCUGCGCUCGGCCACUGGGCUGUCCCUGCCGCCUGGCUUGGCCACUGGGCUGUCCCUGCAGCCUGGCUCGGCCAGUGGGCUGUCCCUGCAGUGGCCUGUCCCUGCAGCUCAGACACCAGCCUGUCCCUGCAGCCUGGCUCGGCCAGUGGCCUGUCCCUGCACUUGGCCAGUGGCCUGUCCCUGCAGGUCAGCACAGCUCACCUCCUCGUCCUUGCACAGCAGGGAGAGAUCCCUGCACUCUGCCCAUCUAUCUUCACCAGGUGCCUCGGUUCCCCAGAGAAGCAAACAGGGAUUUGUGUGCACAAAGCUGCACUAAAGGCUUGGAGAACUGAUUUGUGCACCUUGUGCUUUACCUGCAGUCUGACCCCUCUUCCUGCUGGCGAGGGAGGAUUUGGAACACUGGUUCUCAGUUUGUGGUUGCCCUUUCCUAUCUAAUGAUUUGCCAGUUCCCCCCUUGCUAUGAGCAGCGCUGCUCUUCCUGACUGAGGUGGUGUGGAUUGAAAAGCUCUUUUCAGACUGCUCCUCUUUCAGGGCUUUGUAUAAUGGAACUUUCAGUUAUUAAAUCAAAAGACUGAAGAGAGAACUGGAUGUGGCUGCUCUUGGCAGACACUACAGGGGAUAACCCCCAGAGGAACGCUGAGCUGGCCAGUCAGCUGCACUUGUGCUCUCCCACCCCUGUCCCCAGAACCUGCAAAGGUUUGUGUUCCAGGAGAGUGGCUUUAAAACUCAUUGAUUCCAAGGCAAGCUCUUCCAAAGUGGUGAGAAUCGAGUCAUCAGCCUCCCCAUGUGAAAAAUGGAAAUCUCUGAUGUAAUGACUUGUCCUGGGAGAGGGGCAAUGGUUUUGGUGAAGGAAGAAGCCUGAAGUAAGCAAACCUGAGCAGAUUGUGGCAGUGUUGCCCUGUUGAAGCUUGUCACAGUGAAAUCCUGUUUAUAUAAACAAGGGCAAUCUGGAGAAUUGGUUUUACAUUAGUUUCCUCCCAUGGCCUAGAAGUGCUAUUCAAUGCUAAAUUUCUCAAGCAGCAGGGGAAAGAUUUCAGUAGCUGGAGAAAUACAGGCUAAACAGUGUUUUCUAAAGCUAGAAUAUGUGAAUUCAAGUUCUGUGUCCUGAAUUCCCUCUAGAGUGUGGAAGUUGAAGAAGAAAAACAACUGUGAAAAUAUUGUUCUAGCAUGGAACUGCAAGAGGCUUUGGGCACAGGAGAGAGGUGGCUUAAGCUGGAUUUUAAACUGAAAUAAUAAUUUUUAUUUUGAGUGUUUGGCUGAGUGCUGAUUGUACAGGGCACUUCAGGAGGUGGGAAUCAAGUCUGCUCUGCAAAUGGAAAUUUCUGAAAAUUUUCUGGAAACGGUUUCAAGUUGAGUAUGAAAAGCCGUUAUUGUAUUUUUAAACAUUUGCUUGUAUGUUUGGGCUGUAGGUAGCAGCUUUGCCACUGUCAUCCAUGGUUAUUCCUGCUGGCUGCUCCCUGGGAGCCAGGGAUAUGUUGGAUGUGUUCCACAGCUGCCUUUGUGUUCCCGUGUCAUACUCAUGUCACAAAGCUCCAGAUUCCACAAUGGCCAGUCCUGAACUGCUUUGGCCAGUGCCAAACCUACCUGCAAGAUUUAUAGAAAAAUACCUGCAAAACCUGACAAGAAAAUAAUUGCAAAUUAAUGCAGGGAGAUCAUAAGGAGAAUUGAAAUGUAGGUGGUUUGGGCGUAAUAGAAUGAGGAGAGAGAACAAAAAAUUAUUUGGGUUCAUUUAGGUUUUUGAAAAUUAAAUAGUGGGUUGGUAAGAAAACACUAACAGACUUUUAGGAUCUUCUUGCCUGUACGCGUGGCAGGAUUCACUUCAUUCUCCUCACAUUCAGGAAGCAGCAUUGCACAGGGAUGCACCUGCCUUCUUGUGAAAGGCCUCUUGAAAUCUCUAAUAAUCCUAACAACCUCUUUUAUACUGCUUUCUGUAAGUUUUUGUUUUCCAGCUGGUUAUUCUGUUGUGCCAGGGAAAAUACAGCUGUUGAGAUUAGUUUCAACAAGAUUUUUGUGGUAUUUCUCUCUAAUUCUGCUAGAGUGUGAUGUGGAUUUUUAAAAUUUUUUCCCUCCACUGAUGCUAUUUAAUUUGAAGGCACCAGCAGAGCCUGCAGUGAUGGGGUCUUUGUGCUGCAUUUAAUAGUUUCAAGUUAUUAUAUUGUGCUUUUUCUGUCUUGUAACAAAAGCUGAUGCCAUUUAGAAAACACAUGUGGCACUUCUGUUUCUUGGCAAAUGAUUUGUAUUAUUUUUUUCUUGUUACUAUUGUAGUGAAUGUUAACAGAGUAAGUGAUGCUGAUAGCCUUGCAAAACUGCACUUAAAUGAAGUUAUAAGCAGAAAAAUGUCAUAUUUGCAUUUAUUUUUCUGGGGAGGACAGGUAUGGAAAGGAGUGUGUGAAUGAGAAUGUCAGAUGUGCUAGUCCAGAGGCUUUCUGUACUCACAGGUUUGAUUAAUGAAAUGAAUCCAACUUAUGAAUUGUUACACUGUAAGAAGCAGAGAAAAGCUGAUGUUUUGGUUUUGUUUUCCUUUCCCUAUUUCCCGCAGCGCCGAGACAACAGCCCCUGUUAACCUUCACCUUGACAUUCUGUUCUUUGAGCAAAAGGAGACAUUUACCCUGCUGAAAUGUUCCACUCCAGUCACUUUCAUUUUUGCCCUUCUUGUUUAGAGCAGAAAAUCAGUGAUGGACAGGGAGGGUGAUGGAGGGGCCGUGCUGUCACUGAGCUGUGUCUGAAUGGGCAUUGCUUGCUGUGGGCUUGCUGUGGUUUUGUUCUUCUCGAGGUUUUUCAUUUCCAGACAGAAUUCUGUCCAGGCAGUACUGGAUGGGUCUGCCCAGCAGCCCCUGCCUUACACAAUCAGGAUGUUCUGUGACAAUCCUUACAUUCAGUGCUCACAGCCACCCUCCCCCUGUGCUGUGGGAGAGCUCAGGUGUGCCUGGCAGGUGAGUCCUGCUGUCCCUCCCUAGGGACACACGGCAGGCUCUGUUUUGUGUCACUGUCACUUCUCAUCCAAUGGAACCAUAGUAAGACCCUCCCCUACCUCACAGGGUGGCUGACACUUAAUUUGUUUAUUGAGAGUAAAGGAUUCUUUUGGAUUUCUAUGAUAUUUUAUAUCCAGAGGAUAGCAAAUAUGAUUGCUGAUCUUGUUUAAACUGAUAUUCUGUGAUCAAGUUAUUUUCUUAGAGAUUCAAAUCUUAGAGAUUUGUUUUAUUUUCACGUCUAACUUUUAAGGGUCGGUUUUACAGACAAAGUAUCUAGUGAAUGCAGUAAUUAAUCAAUUAUCUGUUGAUUAAAGUGUUUCACCAGUGUGCAUUAAAUGGAAAUAGAACACUAAUUUUUAAUAAAUUGU